CUCCAUUUUCUCUCCUCCUGUGUAUAUCCACGUGCAGUACGAAUUGUCGCAUCCAGCAAUAUAGGUAAAAACGCAACCCGACACAUUCGUAGCUUUCUUUCCACCGUCAAAAUGGGUUCCCUAGUCAUCCCUGAGAACUUUCACCACAUUUUGCGUCUUCUGAAUACCAACGUUGACGGUAAGACGAAGAUUGUCUUCGCCUUAACUUCGAUCCGUGGUCUCGGUCGCCGAUAUGCCACUCUUGUGUGCAAGAAAGCCGAUGUACCGCUAACCAAGCGUGCCGGUGAGCUGAACGAUGCCGAGAUUGAGCGAAUCGUGACCAUCAUGCAGAACCCUCGUCAGUACAAAAUCCCAGACUAUUUCCUGAAUAGACAGAAGGAUAUUAAGGACGGUAAGUACUCACAGUUGCUAGCCAAUAACUUGGAUAACAAGCUUCGUGAGGACAUCGAGCGUAUGCGUAAGAUGCGUAUCCACAGAGGUCUUCGUCACUGGUGGGGCAUCCGUGUGCGUGGUCAGCACACAAAGACCACCGGUCGCCGUGGACGCACCGUUGGUAUCGCCGGCAAGAAAUAAAUUUAUUAUACUUAGUAGGUUUGUCGAAAUGUGCAGACCAUAAUAAAUAAUAAAUUGCUUAAGGUGGUCACCCCAGGAAGCUCGUGGAAUGCAAUUAACCGGUGUGGUGUUACGGUUCUUAUUGUGUUUUUUUUUGUACGUUUUUCAAUAUUAACAUGUGUUUUUAUAAAGUAUCAUAGUUUUCAACAACGCUACAUUGACGGUCGACCUUAAGAGUUGCCAAUCUCAUAAGGUCAACAUUACAAAUACAAGUAUUUGGUAGCUAUACUAAUAGAUAUAUGAUCCUCAAAUUCUCAUAGCGUUAUGCGCAGCGAGUGGAUUGGUAUCGAAAUUGUUUUAACAAAUAUGUGAUAUAUUGGCAUGUGGCUCACCUUUAUUAUAGUACUAAUGUGAAGAAUCUUAAAUUAAUAAUAAAUGAUCAUUGGAAUAUAUCUGAUUAAUCAAUUCGGUAUGAAUUUAUAUUUUAUUUUUCAGUCCUUUUUGUGGUAAGUGUAAUUUAACUGUUUUUACAUCAUGGUUUUCUAAAUUGUGUUGUCAGGACAUCCAUUU
Messenger RNA from Sphaeroforma arctica JP610, 1122 nucleotides. Its product is annotated as 40S ribosomal protein S18. Lineage: Eukaryota; Ichthyosporea; Ichthyophonida. Gene Ontology annotation, molecular function: RNA binding; structural constituent of ribosome. The coding region runs from base 112 to 573 and encodes 153 amino acids. The record is from RefSeq and is a predicted model, not a curated record. The transcript has 4 exons. Gene Ontology annotation, cellular component: small ribosomal subunit; cytosol; ribosome. Gene Ontology annotation, biological process: translation.